This is a messenger RNA of Mytilus trossulus (common blue mussel), 1395 nucleotides long. Its product is annotated as rhamnose-binding lectin-like. The record is from RefSeq and is a predicted model, not a curated record. The transcript has 6 exons. Lineage: Eukaryota; Metazoa; Mollusca; Bivalvia; Mytilida; Mytilidae. Gene Ontology annotation, molecular function: carbohydrate binding; protein binding. Bases 1 to 1380 code for a protein of 459 amino acids.
AUGGCAAGCCAAGAUUUGACGAAAGUCAUAUGUGAAAAUGAGGAAUCCACCAUAGAUUGCAAUGGCAGAGAAAUCGUUAUAGUCGACGCAUACUUUGGUCGUAGAGAUGGUACUACAUGUCUGAAGACAGGACAGAAAAGCGAAAGUUGUGAAACAGGAGCUAAAUCCGCAGUCACACAAAAAUGUUUCCGAAGGCAAAGUUGUUAUCUUGAAGCUAAAAGUUCAACUUUUGGGACUGAUUGCACUAAUACGGCAAAUUACCUGAGUGUAACGUAUAGAUGCAAAGAUUAUCCUACAAGUUUAGUUAUCUGUCAGAAUUAUCAAGCAAAACUUAUUUGCCCUCAAAACCAGCAGAUACAGAUUACUAGAGGAUUUUUCGGACGAAGUAAUAAAGUCACAUGUUUCAUCGGUAAUGUCGGAAAUACAAAAUGCAGUGCCUCUGGCGUUCAGCAGAAGUUAAGAACACUGUGUAAUGGUAAAAGAGAAUGCUCGUUGUCUGCAGGCCCUAAUAUGUUUGGAAAUCCUUGUCCAGGAAUUACAAAGUAUUUAGAGCUGCAAUAUAAAUGUGUUUCGAUAAAACCAUCAUCAUCACCAGCAAUAGCAAAUAAAGACCAGCCUCGUUGGAAAUUGCUAACAUUAUGUAAGACUCCAGACUUUAAACUGCGAUGUUAUAAGAAGUAUGGUAGAGUAAUCGAGGUGGUGAGGGUUAUGCACGGGAAGACUAAUCUAGGAACAUGCACAAAAGGAAACAAAGCAACAUGUGAAUCUGUUUUAUCCAAACUUAGAAGACAAUGUGACAAUACACAUAUAUGUCCUAUUAAGCCUGCCAGUUUUGGUUUAGUUGACCUCUGUCACGAUAAAUCAAAAUAUUUGAAGAUAACAUAUAAGUGUAAGAUAGGAUGUUCCCGUUCACAAUUUGAAUGCAGGUCAGAUAGAACUUGUAAACCAGAAUCAUUCAAGUGUAACGGUAAAAAAGAAUGUUCAGAUGGUAGUGACGAAGACGAUUGCUUCUCAACAACAACAACACAACCGCCAGCACCUCCACAACAACCACAACAACCAUCAAAUAUACCCACAGAGGACGAUGAAGACGUGAUGAAUAUUCAUAUAUGCAUAGACGACGACCCCACGUUAAAAUGUGACAAAACCAAGAACGCAGUCAUCGAUGUGAAACAAGCAACGUAUGGAAGAAACAGUGUGAGAACAUGUCCAAUGGGAAACAUAGGAACAACCUCAUGUGGUCCAGUAAAUAUUCUUCCUGAUGUUAAAAAGAGUUGUAAUGGAAAACACUCAUGCAGUAUUUAUGCACCAUCCAAAGAUCCUUGUAUGGGAACAACUAAAUAUUUCAGGAUACGGUACAGCUGUAUAAAGCGUAAUUAAAUCUGUUGUAAAAAU